AUCGUAGCAGCGUUAGGGGAUAUUUACGAGAAGAUGAGUGAGAAUCUCGGUGCGAAACUAUCGGCGACUAAAGUCACUACUACGGUUUCAACUAGUGGUCCUGUGACUAGCACUACUACUGCCUCAACUAGUGGUCCUGUGACUAGCACUGCUACUACCUCAACUAGUGGUCCUGUGAUUAGCACUACUACUGUCUCAACUAGUGGUCCUGUGACUAGCACUACUACAUCCUCUUCAUCUGGCCAGUGUUCGGAUGACUUCUGCGUUGCUGAUAGGACGACGUUCCCUAACCUCCUCCCGGCGGGCCAAAUAACUACCGAGUCCUUCAGUUUCACUGACUAUGGUGCAUGGUACCUAGCUGGUUACUCUAGUGAUGAUGGUAUCCGUAUGCUUUGGAGACUCCAUUGCAACCAAUGGCUACCUGUUGCCGAGAAGACUAUUUCCAAUAUCGAGGUUUCGGGCAACGAUAUAUUCGUGUUUGGCAUCAGCGAGGGUGACGUUGGUGUUUUUUACCCGAAGAAUAACAAUGCUUAUCGCAUAAUAGCUCAGGCGGAUCCUUCCAAGGAGUAUACUGGUGUCACCUUUGAUCAACACUCGAAUAUUCUAUAUGUUACCGAGAAGGCUACUGGGCAGAUUGCUCGGUUCACAGGUCACUACUACGGUUUCAACUAG
Perkinsus marinus ATCC 50983 is the source of this 672-nucleotide messenger RNA. RefSeq lists its product as hypothetical. The annotation marks the transcript as partial. The record is from RefSeq and is a predicted model, not a curated record. Lineage: Eukaryota; Perkinsozoa; Perkinsida; Perkinsidae. The transcript is spliced from 2 exons.